Phytomonas sp. EM1 is the source of this 1209-nucleotide messenger RNA. The record is from the annotation of a GenBank genome assembly. Lineage: Eukaryota; Euglenozoa; Kinetoplastea; Trypanosomatida; Trypanosomatidae.
CAGAGAUAGGCAUUGCUUUUGAUAUCACGCAGUUAUUCAAAAGGAGUCUUCUCGGAAGUUGUAAGCAGGGUAUUCUUGUUAACAUUAUUUUUUAACAUCUUUAAUAUUAUUAUUGUUACCAUUGACAUUUCGCAUUUCUAGUUUCGACGUGUCAACAUUUCAUUAUUACCACGAGUAUUGCUAUUGGGGUGUAUGUCGCACGUUGACUCCUCCAAACGAGUAAGUGGAAAAGCGAGUGCUCUUCAGCACACCCUCUCCUCUCAGUGUGGAUCCGCCGUGAGCACCAUUAUCUUGUAUCCGAUUGAUGUUAUUCGCAUUCGGUAUAUGUCGCAAGAUGGAACCUUUUACCGACAACACAACGGGCAAACCUACCACUCCAUCAAAAGCGCCUGCAAAGCGAUUUAUGAGCAAGAGGGCCUCGGGGCGUUCUUCCGUGGCUGCCAUGUGGCCAUCAUAGGCUCGGUAUGCGCAUGGGGCAUCUACAUGUAUCUUUACCGUCUGAUGUUAGCGGGGUAUACCAACCAGAUCGCGCCGCUUUUCGGCAAGCAAGAGAGUCAAACCGCUCCAAGAAAUUGGAUGCAGGUAUACGGGGCCCUCGACACCUUCGUGCAACGCUCCGGAAUUUCAAUUCUCGCCAGCUGCGCCUGCGCCGUGAUGUGCAAUCCGAUAUGGCUGGUGAAAACGCGCAUGCAGCUUGAGGAGUGCGCGUUUCGCGCUGCGAGAGGGGAUGCGUUGAAGGUGCCGCGAUAUUACCGAACGUUUUGCGAAAGCAUACACCACACGGUGCGAACCACAGGGUUUCUCUCUCUCUGGCGAGGAGUUUCGGCGCAGGUGCUUUUGGGCGUUCCAAAUGCUUUUAACCUGCCUUUGUACGAAACGAUAAAGCUCUAUCUAACAAGUGGUUCGCGUGAGGAACAACUUACUCUUGGGCAGGUCUUUGUCUGCUCCACUGCCACUAAGCUGAUCCUUUCUAUCUUCACCCAUCCCAUAGCUGUUUUGAAGACGCGAAUGCAAGACUACCGCGCGCUUGUUGGAGACAUUCAGUACGAACAUUUUUUCCAAUCCUUGAACGUUGUGUGGCGGCGAGGGGGUGUAUGGGAUUUCUACCGUGGUAUGGUACCUUCAUUGAUCCAUUCCACACCGAGAUCUGUCCUUUUGUUUAUUUUUUAUGAACAAUUUUUAAAAAUCUUCUCUAAAGUAAUCGAUUAA